Pterocles gutturalis (yellow-throated sandgrouse) is the source of this 496-nucleotide messenger RNA. RefSeq names its product putative adenosylhomocysteinase 3. NCBI's taxonomy places the organism in Eukaryota, Metazoa, Chordata, Aves, Pterocliformes, Pteroclidae. The transcript has 5 exons. The record is from RefSeq and is a predicted model, not a curated record. Gene Ontology annotation, cellular component: cytosol. The annotation marks the transcript as partial. Gene Ontology annotation, biological process: L-methionine cycle.
AUGCCGAACAAGAAGAAAUACAACGUGAACGGAGAUUCGGGGAUUAAAGCCCAGAUCCAGUUUGCUGACCAAAAGCAAGAAUUCAACAAGCGCCCAACAAAGAUCGGCCGCCGCUCGCUGUCCCGCUCCAUCUCGCAGUCCUCGACAGACAGCUACAGCUCAGACAGCUCUGACGAUGAGACCUCUCCCCGAGACAAGCAGCAGAAGAACAGCAAAAACAGCACCGAUUUCUGCGUGAAAAACAUCAAGCAGGCGGACUUUGGGCGCCGAGAGAUUGAAAUUGCUGAACAAGAAAUGCCUGCGCUGAUGGCUUUGAGGAAGAGAGCUCAGGGAGAGAAGCCGCUGGCUGGGGCCAAGAUCGUGGGCUGCACGCACAUCACAGCACAGACCGCUGUGCUAAUGGAGACUCUUGGUGCGCUGGGUGCUCAGUGCCGAUGGGCUGCGUGCAACAUCUACUCUACUCUUAACGAAGUGGCUGCUGCCCUUGCGGAGAGCG